AUGUCUGUCGGCGGCCUGUCCUGCCAGAGACUAAUUUACGUCCUCAUCCCUAUCACAGAGAUUCAAAGGGCGGCCUUGCUGACCGAGCACCUCAACAUGUUGCUGCCGACCUUGAUCGCCACUGCGCUCGCCGCGCAGGCCUCGGCGCAGCUCAUCUGGAACGCGAGGAGUCAUGAUGCCCCUCAGCCCAAAGACGAGCUGGCCGUCGACGACCGUGCCAGCAGCAAGCACCAACAUACGCUUCAACAACCUACGGGCGGCGAUGACAACAUCCCCGUGCCGCCGUUCAAGACGGGCCAGUACACACUCAAGGCGCAGGAUAACAAGACGUGCCCGACGUACGGAGAGUCGCAAUGGACCGGCACCGUCGACGUCACCGACGCGCACCGCCUCUUCUUCUGGUUCUUCGAGAGCCGCAACGACCCGGCCAACGACCCCGUCAUCGUCUGGAUGAACGGCGGGCCCGGCGGGUCGUCCAUGUUUGGGCUCUUCAACGAGCUGGGCCCCUGCAUCUUCGACCUCGAUGCGACGGAGCCGAGCGCCAACCCGUGGGCGUGGAACCGCAACGCCUCGCUGCUCUUCCUCGACCAGCCGGCGGGCGUGGGCUUUGCGUCUCUGGCCGAGGGAGCGCCCAUGCCCGCGGCCGAUCUCGACGGCGCGCCGGGGUUCCAGACCUUCCUCAACAUCUUCUUUGGCGAGAUAUUCCGCGACAAGGCGCAUCUCCCGAUUCACAUCGCGACCGAGUCCUACGGGGGUCACUACGGUCCGGUAUACUUGAUGCACAUCCUCGAUUCGCGCGCGUGCGACUCCAAGUCGGCGUUCUGGGGCAACAUCACGUCGCUCAUCCUCGUCGACGCUCUGCUGGACUGGACGGGCAACGCCAUCGGCACGUACGAGCUCCUAUGCUCCGACUCUGGCAGCAGCAGCCCGGCCAUCCUCAACUCGACGGCGUGUGACAAGAUCCGCCAUGCGCUCCCCGAGGUCGAGCGACUGGGAUUAUCCUGCGAUCUGAGCCAAGACGGGCACGAGUGUGUCGCCCUGGACCAGCAGUACAUGGACGAGAUUGACAUCUUCUACCGCGAGCUCAUCAACACGGGACAGCGCAGCCCUUUCAACAUCCACCAGCCCUGCUCGAGCCUACCGCUCUGCUACCCAGGCAAGGGAAACUUCACGCGAUACCUCAACCAGGCGCACAUCAAGGCGGCGCUCGGCAUCCCCGCAUCGGUCGCCUACAGCGGCGUCAACCUCGCGCUCAACAACGCGUACGUCCGCGGGCGCGACCCGCUCAAGACGACGACGCGCGAGCUCGCGGCGGUGCUGGACGCGCACGAGAAGAAGCACGUCGGCGGCAGCGGCGGCGGCGGCAGCCUCGGAGACAUUCGCGUGCUGGUGCUCAACGGCAACGACGACUACAUCGUCAACACGCCGGGCCAGCGGUUCGUCUACGACCACCUGGUGCGCUGGGGCGGGCAGGCCGACUACCGCAUCGCGCGCUGGAGGGCGCUUCCAGAGGACGAGCUGGGCGGCGCGACGACGGGCUUCUGGAAGGGGACCGACGAUGGGCGGCUGGUGUUUGUGGGCGUGGACGGGGCGGGCCAUACAGUGCCGGGGGAUGUGAGGGAGGGGAGCUGGCGCAUUCUGCAGCGGUGGAUGGAGGGGGGGUGGCGGCGGCAGCACUAA
Purpureocillium takamizusanense is the source of this 1680-nucleotide messenger RNA. RefSeq lists its product as uncharacterized. The transcript is spliced from 2 exons. Gene Ontology annotation, biological process: proteolysis. Gene Ontology annotation, cellular component: fungal-type vacuole. Gene Ontology annotation, molecular function: serine-type carboxypeptidase activity. Lineage: Eukaryota; Fungi; Ascomycota; Sordariomycetes; Hypocreales; Ophiocordycipitaceae. The coding region runs from base 1 to 1680 and encodes 559 amino acids. The record is from RefSeq and is a predicted model, not a curated record.